Messenger RNA from Echinostoma caproni, 1452 nucleotides. The record is from the annotation of a GenBank genome assembly. Lineage: Eukaryota; Metazoa; Platyhelminthes; Trematoda; Plagiorchiida; Echinostomatidae.
AAAACGGCUUCCAGUGUUGGUUCUCAUAGUCCGUUUAACAUAAAAAUGGAUGAACUUAACGAGGAUUUUGGCGACCUAUUGGAGGAAUAUGACGAUCUGGACUUUUCUGAAUAUGAAUCGGAUUCUCGUGACCCAACUAAAUUGUAUUUACAGAAGUUUCAAAAUAAGGUUGAUUUUUCCAUAAAGUUCGGGUGGCAAACGAAGGAUAAAAGUGACCGUGCCACCACAGACCACGCUUUAGACCGGCGAUCACGAGCCAUUUUAUUCAAAAUGAUGAACCAGGAAAUUUUUACUGAAAUUAAUGGUUGCAUAAGUACAGGAAAAGAAGCUAAUAUUUAUCAUGUCAUUGAUAAAGAUGAUACGGAUCUUGCGAUCAAAGUUUACAUGACGUCUAUCAUGCCCUUUAAAUCACGUGACAAGUAUGUCAAGGGGGAUUUCAGAAUGCGGCAAGGUUAUUCCAAAGCCACAUCUUGGAAAUUGGUUUGCAAAUGGACGGAAAAGGAAUACCGCAAUUUAAUUCGCAUAAAACAGUCUGGUCUCAUUCCUUGUCCCACUCCAUUACGUCUCAAAGGAGUUGUGUUAUUGAUGUCUUUUAUCGGAAAGGAUGGCAUUCCGGCUCCUAAACUGAAAGAUGCUUGCUUCAUCGAACCUGAAAAUAAUGAUCAUUCUCCUGUCGAUUGGACAAAACUUUAUGCACAAAUAGUCAAUGAUGUGCGGACCUUGUAUCAAAAAUGCAGACUAGUCCAUGCUGACCUCAGUGAAUAUAACUUACUGUAUAUGGAUGGNAUGAUAGAUGUCUCCCAGUCGGUCGAACACGAGUCUCCCCAUGCGCUAGAAUAUCUCCGAACAGAUUGUCACAACGUAAAUGCGUUUUUCCGUAAGCAGGGCGUGGUGACAUUAACAUUGCGCGAGUUCUUUGAAUGGGUAGUCAAUCCCAGUUUACCAGCACCGGAUGAUCCCGCUUCACGUGUCUAUUUACAGCAACUCCUACAAACCGCGGAAGAACGUGGAUUCAACCAGACUAUCGAGUCGGAAGAUGCUGCUUUUCGCUUUGUGCAUAUUCCUCGUCAUUUACAGGCAGCUUAUCCUUUCGUGCGUGAUUUUCUCAAGCUGCAAACCGGAAGGCUGGCUCCAUCAGAGGUGUAUUAUGCUGCAGUAAGUGGGAUGAAACCUGAUCUUACUGGAGCUCAACCUAAACCAGAUAUCCUAAUGCAACCUAUUUCGGAUGAUGAACACUCCUCUCAAUUGGCUUCAUCAGAUGAGAGUGAAGGUCCGCAUGAAGAGAGUCAACGUGAUGGGGAGGCGAUCACUACAAUCGUAUCGCAGGCUCGACCGCGGAACGAAUCACCAACGAGUAGAAAGCUUCGCAAAAAAACAGUCAAGGAACAACAAGCGGAGCGGCGGAAAACCAAAAUUCCUAAACACAUUAAGCGGCAUCGCACUAAAAAAUGA